CGUUCCUUGGCGCAUUCUGCUCUGGGGGUGCCACCCGACCGAGUCGAUGGCUCCACAUGAGUCUGCUCAUGCGGAUAUCGAAGCGUGUUUGCCGGCGGAAGUACAUGCUGCGGCGUCUCACCACAAACCUCAGCAUUCGCACCGCCACAAGCACCGGAAGCACCAUCGCUACCACCACCACCACCAUCACCACCGCCAGCUCAACUCGCUCUUUUACACUCUCGCUGCCGUCGUUGUGGCGUGCGUUCUGCUCUUGUUUUCAAUGAUGCAGCGAAUGACACUUGACGCGACGCUCCAUGAUCUCAUGAACGCGUUUGUGAACGCAGACUUCGUCCCGAAUGCAGUGUCGCAAGGAAUCGUGGAGUUGCGCAUUCCCGAGUCGCGUGCAGUGCAGCCCAUCGACAUCGAACGCCAGUUGCUCGGCACGCUGUUCACGCAACUUGUCAGUCGAAAGCAGAAGCUCAUGAUGGAGAUCGUCAAGGGCGCGCAUGUCGUCGUCGAGAACGACCAAGGUCGCUUCUACGAACUGUUCAAGUCGAUAUCCACGUCAACGUACUCUCGUAUUUCGUCGCACUUUUCCAACAAUGUGCAAUACAGCGUGCCUCAAGGGUACCUCCUUGACACGUUGCUCACCGGGACCACGAGCAACAAUGACUCGUGGUUCCAGUUCGAAGGCGCCAACUGGGAUCCACUUGGCCGCCCACUCGACAGCUUGAUACACUGUCUCAACUACAUCGAGUACAAGAUCCGAGGCGUCCAAGUCGGGCCACUAGGAACUUCGAUGCACACGGAUCGCAACCCAUUGCGAAUUCCGUUCCACAAUCGCACCGGUGAUAGCCCUUCGGACGCUCUCUACCGACCGUGAACAACCUUAUUUAACCCUGCCAUAAUGUGCCUUCAUGAUUCACUGUGUGGUCAGCCCAUUCCCAUGGGACGACUCGAUCGAGGCAACGGCAAUGGAAAACUCAAAUGUGUCUUAACUUAAUCACUGCGGUGUUUCUUGGGGUUAUAGUGGGAAGGGCUUUCUACUACCGCGUCACUGCCGUUUGUGAUGCAAUUCGUGCUGCUGCUAUCGCUACAUUUGGCCCAUGCUCGCUUGUUCGACUUGGGUGGGUUGUUGGAUUUACCGAGCUUGACAAUAUUGCCGUGAAACUGGGCCUUGAACUUCUGGUCUACGUCCAGGAGGAGCUUCUUCUUCGUGCCAAAGACACGACUGUUUCCUGCUUUGUCUCCGCUGCCUCCGCUGUUUUCAAUGUCGAUCUUGCGCCUCUUGCGAGUGGACUUCGAGAUCAAUGUAGACGACGUGUCACCGGACUUUGGCGACGCGGCAGACGCUGAAAUAGACCAGUUGCCGAUGCGCUGACACAAAGAAACUUCCCUCGACAAGGCAGCGUUGGAAUCGUCCACUUCUGCUGCCGUCGGUGAAAGGGGUGGCGAUACUGACGAGGAUUUUGAGAUGCCUGGUGACUCCGCAAUCGAUGAAGUCGCAGCACCAGCCGCACCGGGGGACGUUGAAGACGACAAGGUGGAUGCCUUUCGUUUUCGUUUUGCAUGGACAAGGGAGUUGGCGACUGAGUUUGGCUCUUCUGAAUGGGCGGACUCUAUCUGUGCAGUGGUUGGUAACGUUGUUGUUGUUGCUUCCACAGCAGUUAAGACGAGUGGGUCAGGUUCACCCGCUUCAUCGUCUGAGUCUCGGUUGCUCAUUGGGGACAACGGAAGCAGCAACUGCAUCUUUAACGUGAGUUCGGUGAUAGCAGCAAACGAGUUCAAUCCACGUUGUUUCAAUCUUGCCAAUUCCUGUUUCACAAUGAGCGCGCGGACCGCGUCGUCGCGGUUCAUUUGGAAUUGAUACAUGACUUUUCGCACUUCGCUUUCAGAUGGCUCUGUCGCGCUCUUGACGAUACGUUGGAGCAACUUCUUCACAGCCAUGUCUCGGGCGAUGUUUUGAUCUAAGAGCAGCUGCAAUUCGGCCUUCACAACACGUCGGAAGAGUGACUGUGCUUCCACCAUUUUGGCUUCAUAGUCUGAUGGGGAACACUUGGUGUUUGGGAUGGAGACGUUCAUGUUUCUGCAAAAGGAAUGGUUUCGCAAGCGUCCAGUUCGCACGAAUUGCUUUGACCAGCAAACAGUGUGGGUUGUCGGCGAGCAGGUAUAAGUGAUGCAAUGUCUCGUGAAGAUCGUGCACGCGUAUGCCCUUCCUUCGCCAGAUCCUUGGUUCGACGGCGGAUCUUUCCCCGGUGCGCUGCUUCUCCCAGUCAGUCGCUUGCUGGUUUCUGGAAGUUGUUGCAGCACGA
Molecule: messenger RNA, 2294 nt
Organism: Aphanomyces invadans
Lineage: Eukaryota; Oomycota; Saprolegniomycetes; Saprolegniales; Verrucalvaceae
Exons: 1
Coding region: 47-865 (272 amino acids)
Source: RefSeq, a predicted model, not a curated record